Mus pahari (shrew mouse) is the source of this 3391-nucleotide messenger RNA. RefSeq names its product gamma-aminobutyric acid type B receptor subunit 1 (gene Gabbr1). Gene Ontology annotation, biological process: gamma-aminobutyric acid signaling pathway; G protein-coupled receptor signaling pathway. The record is from RefSeq and is a predicted model, not a curated record. Gene Ontology annotation, cellular component: membrane; G protein-coupled receptor heterodimeric complex. NCBI's taxonomy places the organism in Eukaryota, Metazoa, Chordata, Mammalia, Rodentia, Muridae. The coding region runs from base 385 to 3267 and encodes 960 amino acids. Gene Ontology annotation, molecular function: G protein-coupled GABA receptor activity. The transcript is spliced from 23 exons.
GGCCGGGAUCCGGGGCGGCUCCUGGGGCUCGGGUUGUGGGAGGCGCCCUCUCCGAUCUCCCCCUCCCUUCCCCCCGCCCCGUCUUCCCCUGCACCCUCCUUCCUCCCUCCGCCCGAGAGCUUCCCCGGUCCCCGGCGCCGCCUCCUUCCCUCCCGGCACCGUGCUCUCGCGGCCGCUGUCGCCCCGGGGAAGGAGAGACGGGGGUGGGGUUUGCGGGUAGCGAUCGAGAAGGGGAGAGACCCCGACCGGGCUAGAGCCUGGAUUCCUGUGGAAGAAGCACAGGGGGAGGGGAAGCUGGAGGACCGGGAGGGAGAACGGGGAGCCGCGGCCGGGCCUGGGCCCUUGAGGCCCGGGGAGAGCCGCGGAGCGGGACCGGCCGCCGAGAUGCUGCUGCUGCUGCUGGUACCUCUCUUCCUCCGCCCCCUGGGCGCUGGCGGGGCGCAGACCCCCAACGCCACCUCGGAAGGUUGCCAGAUUAUACAUCCGCCCUGGGAAGGUGGCAUCAGGUACCGUGGCUUGACUCGCGACCAGGUGAAGGCCAUCAACUUCCUGCCUGUGGACUAUGAGAUUGAAUAUGUGUGCCGGGGAGAGCGCGAGGUGGUGGGGCCCAAGGUGCGCAAGUGCCUGGCCAACGGCUCCUGGACAGAUAUGGACACACCCAGUCGCUGUGUCCGAAUCUGCUCCAAGUCUUAUUUGACCCUGGAAAAUGGGAAGGUUUUCCUGACGGGUGGGGACCUCCCAGCUCUGGAUGGAGCCCGGGUGGAUUUCCGAUGUGACCCCGACUUCCAUCUGGUGGGCAGCUCCCGGAGCAUCUGUAGUCAGGGCCAGUGGAGCACCCCCAAGCCCCACUGCCAGGUGAAUCGAACGCCACACUCAGAACGGCGUGCAGUAUACAUCGGGGCGCUGUUUCCCAUGAGCGGGGGCUGGCCGGGGGGCCAGGCCUGCCAGCCCGCGGUGGAGAUGGCGCUGGAGGACGUUAACAGCCGCAGAGACAUCCUGCCGGACUACGAGCUCAAGCUUAUCCACCACGAUAGCAAGUGCGACCCAGGGCAAGCCACCAAGUACUUGUACGAACUACUCUACAAUGACCCCAUCAAGAUCAUCCUCAUGCCGGGCUGCAGCUCUGUCUCCACACUGGUAGCUGAGGCUGCCCGGAUGUGGAACCUUAUUGUGCUCUCAUAUGGCUCCAGCUCACCAGCCUUGUCAAACCGACAGCGGUUUCCAACGUUCUUUCGGACACAUCCAUCCGCCACACUCCACAAUCCCACCCGGGUGAAACUCUUUGAAAAGUGGGGCUGGAAGAAGAUUGCCACCAUCCAGCAGACCACCGAGGUCUUCACCUCAACACUGGAUGACCUGGAGGAGCGAGUGAAAGAGGCCGGGAUUGAGAUCACUUUCCGACAGAGUUUCUUCUCAGAUCCAGCUGUGCCUGUUAAAAACCUGAAGCGUCAAGAUGCUCGAAUCAUCGUGGGACUUUUCUAUGAGACUGAAGCCCGGAAAGUUUUUUGUGAGGUCUAUAAGGAACGGCUCUUUGGGAAGAAGUAUGUCUGGUUCCUCAUCGGGUGGUAUGCUGACAACUGGUUCAAAACCUAUGACCCAUCAAUCAAUUGUACAGUAGAAGAGAUGACUGAGGCGGUGGAGGGCCACAUCACCACGGAGAUUGUCAUGCUGAACCCUGCCAACACCCGAAGCAUUUCCAACAUGACGUCACAGGAAUUUGUGGAGAAACUAACCAAGAGGCUGAAAAGACACCCUGAGGAGACUGGAGGCUUCCAGGAGGCACCACUGGCCUAUGAUGCUAUCUGGGCCUUGGCUUUGGCCUUGAACAAGACCUCUGGAGGAGGUGGCCGUUCGGGUGUGCGCCUGGAGGACUUUAACUACAACAACCAGACCAUUACAGACCAAAUCUACCGGGCCAUGAACUCCUCCUCCUUUGAGGGUGUUUCUGGCCAUGUGGUCUUUGAUGCCAGCGGCUCCCGGAUGGCAUGGACGCUUAUCGAGCAGCUACAGGGUGGCAGCUACAAGAAGAUCGGCUACUACGACAGCACCAAGGAUGAUCUUUCCUGGUCCAAAACAGACAAGUGGAUCGGAGGGUCUCCCCCAGCUGACCAGACCUUGGUCAUCAAGACAUUCCGUUUCCUGUCACAGAAACUCUUUAUCUCCGUCUCAGUUCUCUCCAGCCUGGGCAUUGUUCUUGCUGUUGUCUGUCUGUCCUUUAACAUCUACAACUCCCACGUUCGUUAUAUCCAGAACUCCCAGCCCAACCUGAACAAUCUGACUGCUGUGGGCUGCUCACUGGCACUAGCUGCUGUCUUCCCCCUUGGGCUGGAUGGUUACCACAUAGGGAGAAGCCAGUUCCCAUUUGUCUGCCAGGCCCGCCUUUGGCUCUUGGGCUUAGGCUUUAGUUUGGGCUAUGGCUCUAUGUUCACCAAGAUCUGGUGGGUCCACACAGUCUUCACAAAGAAGGAGGAGAAGAAGGAAUGGAGGAAGACCCUAGAGCCUUGGAAACUGUAUGCCACUGUAGGCCUGCUGGUGGGCAUGGAUAUCCUGACUCUUGCCAUCUGGCAGAUUGUGGACCCCUUGCACCGAACCAUCGAGACUUUUGCCAAGGAAGAACCAAAGGAAGACAUUGAUGUCUCCAUUCUGCCCCAGCUGGAGCACUGCAGCUCCAAGAAGAUGAAUACAUGGCUCGGCAUUUUCUAUGGUUACAAGGGGCUGCUGCUGCUGCUGGGAAUCUUUCUUGCUUAUGAGACCAAAAGUGUGUCCACUGAAAAGAUCAAUGACCACAGGGCUGUGGGCAUGGCUAUCUACAAUGUUGCGGUCCUGUGUCUCAUCACCGCUCCCGUCACCAUGAUCCUUUCCAGCCAGCAGGAUGCAGCCUUCGCCUUUGCCUCUCUGGCUAUUGUGUUCUCUUCCUACAUUACUCUGGUUGUGCUCUUCGUGCCCAAGAUGCGCAGGUUGAUCACCCGAGGGGAAUGGCAGUCUGAAGCACAGGACACGAUGAAAACAGGAUCAUCCACCAACAACAACGAGGAAGAGAAGUCCCGACUGUUGGAGAAGGAAAACCGUGAAUUGGAAAAGAUCAUCGCCGAGAAAGAGGAGCGUGUCUCUGAACUGCGCCAUCAGCUCCAGUCUCGGCAGCAGCUCCGCUCCCGGCGCCACCCCCCAACACCCCCAGACCCCUCUGGGGGCCUUCCCAGGGGACCCUCAGAGCCCCCUGACCGGCUUAGCUGUGAUGGGAGUCGAGUACAUUUGCUUUACAAGUGAGGGGUUAUCGAGAAGGAUGAGACCUGCAGGGGAGGAAAAGGGUGUGGGGAGUGGGUGGGGAACUGGGAGGAGGGUGGAGAACACACUCCAAUCACCCUGUUAGAAAUACAUGUCAUUCUGUGCA